AUGUUUAGGAAAAGAAAUGGAUAUUUUGACAAGUUAGAAUGUCCAGAGCUACGUAAGAACAAAAAGUGUACGAUUCUCAAUUGUAUUUUUGACCAUGAAUUGGAACAGAAAGAAAUCAAUUCUAGGAAAAGGUCCCUAGAGACUGAUGAAUUGCCAAAACCGGUUAAGAAACCUGAUAAGCCAGAUAAACCUAUAUCGGAAGUAGAGAAACCACAAGAUACCUCCUAUACCAUCCCAAAGGCUAUAAAUCAUUUACAAAUACCCAGGUCAGAUAGAACAAUCAAUGUCAAAAGGAUUGCUAAUUAUUAUCUCAGUUUGAAUCACGACACACCGAACAAAGAUGCAGUUGAAAAAGAACAUGAAAUUGCAGAUAGCAGUAAUAACUUAGAGAAAUAUAGGGCCCUUAUUACGGCAUUGUUGGAAGAAGACAAAGAAACAAGGGGUGAAGAUCCGAAAUUUAUAUUACCAAAAGAGAUCAAGCUGACAGCACCUGCAACAAUUCAAGUUCGGAAAAAAUUUAUCCAGGUUAUGAUUGAUGCAUUGAAGAAGACUGAUCCUAAUAUACGAACUCCUAUACUAAAGGCUACUGAAGAAGAGUUUAAUGUGGCUACUGAGUGCACGGCAAAUACUUAUCCACAAUCAAUUAAGAGGAAAAUUUAUGAAUUGAGAAACCCAGAGAAAUUUGAGAAGAAGUCUAAAAAGCUUACCGAAUCGGAGUAUCUUUCUAAGUUAGAGGAAUUAGUCAUACCAAGAGAAACACUCAUAAAAUAUGGGUAUAUCAUGAAUAUCCCUAAUUCGGUGGUACCAGAAAAUAUCAGAACAUGUAGAAGAUGUAACAAUGAAUUCAAGCUACACGAACAACUAAAGCCCAUACAAUGUCAUUAUCAUUCUGGAAAAGUAAUUAAGAAAGACUCAUUUAAUAAAGUAUACGAAUGUUGUGGAGGUAUAGUUGGCGGCGAAACAGAUUGUUGUGAAGUUUCAGAACAUCAUGUCUUUUAUUGGAAUAGUCCAGAGGAGAUGCAAUAUGCAUUACCAUUUCAUAAGACAAGUGAAUUGCUUGGUGUGAAUAGCCAAAGUUUUAAAGCUGUCGGCAUUGAUUGCGAAAUGGGGUUUACUACUAGAGGCUUCGAAUUAUUGAGAAUUACAGCUGUCGAUUUUUUCAGUGGCGAAGAUAUUAUUGACAUUUUAGUCCGACCAAAGGGGGAUGUUAUUGACCUAAAUACGAGGUGGUCUGGAAUUGCAGAGAUUAAGGAAGAAGCAAUGAAUUUUGAGGAUCUGAUUCAACUUCUAGGUGAAGUUAUCGAUUCUAACACCAUUUUAAUUGGUCAUGGACUUGAAAAUGAUGUGAAUUCUAUGAGACUUAUACAUGAAAGAAUAAUUGAUACUGCCGUGUUAUAUCCGAAGCACAAGACAUCUCCUAAGUUCAGAUUCCCUCUUAAAUACUUAACUUUCAAGUAUUUAGGCAGAACUAUUCAAUCAGGAGAACACGACAGUAGUGAAGAUUCUCUUGCUGCUAUUGAUGUAGUUAAAUAUUUUAUAAAUCAAGAACCAUAG
Molecule: messenger RNA, 1554 nt
Organism: Debaryomyces tyrocola
Lineage: Eukaryota; Fungi; Ascomycota; Pichiomycetes; Serinales; Debaryomycetaceae
Source: the annotation of a GenBank genome assembly